UCAAAUUUUGGCUAGACAGGUUACAGAACUCCCCUGCAGCCAUGAGAUGGAAGUUUACCGUUCAUGAUCUAGGUGCCGGGGCUCAAGAAAGCGCGUACGGGAACUCCUCUUGCCCAGUGGCUUCGAAUCUUGGUCGGCGGGUCUACUGGUCUCGGCACGGUUCUCAUGUUCAACAUCACUUUGGCUAUUUAGUCAGGAUCCAUCUUCUAUCGUUUUUGUCCUUACCUCGUGGGCUGUGGCGUGAGCUCUUCCUAUCUUUUGAUAUCACAACACCACCAGUUUUAAUGAGCUUCACUCCUAGAAGAUCCCUGGAUGGCUAUUAUGACAACGUAUCGUGGACACGUCCGUACAAGGCAAGAUGCGAUUUUGCUUUUUGAGGCUUGUCAGCUGGACGUAUUGCCCAAAAUUCAACGCCGUUUAUCACGUAAGGAACGAAAAGAUGUGAUAUUGCCUGGCGCGGUAUUUGUUUGGGACGAGGUAGAAGCCGGCAUUCAGAGGUGGACAGAUGGGAGACUGUGGGGUUCCAUUACGCUAUCAGAAGAGUUCAUCAUACGUCGAGAGAUGGAAAGGAAGGCAAGAAGACCGAGCAAUGUCCAGGAACGCCCUGUAUUAGACGCGGAUAGUGCAGGUAGUCGACGUGGAAGUGACGGAGGGGAACAAAUGGAGGAAGAAACAACGGACGAUUACCAAUACAAGAAAAACGGACUUGUCAGGCGAUCAAUGACUAUCAGCUCGAAUGGACGCCAACUUCAUUUGGUGACUUAUGACGACCAAACUUGCAGAGAUACCUCGGAGCUGCCUUGCCCUACCACAGAUUCUCUCCUGAAGCACUUGGUUGAGGAGAAAAUUGCGUCACGUUCAGCACCUCCCCUUACAAUAUUUCACGAAUCGAGGUUAAGAACCGAAAACCGUUAUGGAGAUUCAAAUGCUUGCUUGCAGCCUGUCUUUGGAGCACAUUUCAAUGGUGCAUUGCCAUCUAAUGCAUACGUGCCGGAUUCCAGGGAUCCAAAUCUCCACUGCAGUGCUCCCCCAGGUCGAAUACAUCAAGGAAAUGAAACGGCGAUGAAUCUCUACAGAUUACUUGCAUCUUUAACACAAAGCUCAUCCAACAUGCCACAGGGUCCACCACCCCAGCCACAGCACUUGGAAAAUUAUUGUGUCCGCACACCAGCUAUGUCAACUUACCCACCACCAUUUUUUAUUCCAGCAGUACAUACGUAUCCAUUCCAAACGAUUCCUCCACCUCAAGGGCUCCUUACUUCCUCAAAUCAACUCCAUGCUCCUUUUCCACCAGUAUUUGUCAGUUUUCAGCAGGCAGGGGUCAACGCUCAUCAGAGAAAUCAUGACCAUUUUAACCCACUAAACAAUACAAUCGAAAUGUCAAAUUCAGCUGGCGCGCCUGGCAGCAUUGGUGUCCAGUCCGUGAGUUUUCCACCAUGCUCGUCCCUCCCAAUGCCAGAAAUCCCACCAAAUUCAACAGGUACGCCUCACAAAGGCUUGUCAACCCAGAAGCCGAAGUUCAGGGCAGUAGGAACGGCUAGCGAGACAGGUUGGGAAAAUGGCAAGAAAGGAGAUGUUAGCAAUCAGACUUUGAAGGUCCACAGAGAUGAUGCAAAUGCUGUGCGUUCUUUGGAUAAGAGGUUCUUAAUUGAUUGAGAUUCAAUUCAUAUUUGCGAAAUUCAGCAGUGGAGAAGAUGGAUCCCUGCCAUGAUGCUUCUGUAAGCGACAAUGUGAAGCUUUUGAGCAACUCGCGAUGAAGUACUGGGCAAUGAUGCUGGCUGGGAAUUCACGAAGCCUUUCCCCAAGAGAGUUUCACAUACCAACAGAUAACCAAAACGCAUCUUCAUCACAAUAUCUCGUGGGGUCAAAAGAC
Molecule: messenger RNA, 1873 nt
Organism: Cadophora gregata
Lineage: Eukaryota; Fungi; Ascomycota; Leotiomycetes; Helotiales; Ploettnerulaceae
Exons: 1
Coding region: 313-1656 (447 amino acids)
Molecular function (GO): DNA binding
Source: RefSeq, a predicted model, not a curated record